Molecule: messenger RNA, 1327 nt
Organism: Mycotypha africana
Lineage: Eukaryota; Fungi; Mucoromycota; Mucoromycetes; Mucorales; Mycotyphaceae
Exons: 5
Coding region: 87-1043 (318 amino acids)
Biological process (GO): actin cortical patch localization; endocytosis; actin cortical patch assembly
Cellular component (GO): actin cortical patch
Molecular function (GO): Arp2/3 complex binding
Source: RefSeq, a predicted model, not a curated record
UUUUUUUUUUUUUCACUCUUCCUACUAGAGAAGCGUUACCCUAGAAACAACGGAUUGUUACUAUAACCAACCCAAAAAAGCGUAUCAUGGAUGAUAUCGAAUACUAUUUUGAUAGUAUAGAAACGUUCUAUGCAGAAUUGGAUGACAUACUUGCAAGGUCUUAUACAACAGAAGAAGAUGUACAAAGGAUUAUUACACAGUAUAUUCGGUUCUUGGUUCGAUAUCAACAUGAAUUCUUAAAGACAGCGGUCGAAUUUGCUCAAAUCGCUUACAAGUUGAUCGACUCGAAAAUCUGUCUUGAUUACAGCACAACAGUGCUUUCGCAUAUUCUGAAUCAUCAUGCUCUCCCUUCGCAAGACAAAGUAGAGCUUUUGAUCUCCUUUUCGCUCCUUUUGUAUGCAGGCAAAGACGAACCACGAUGGAUGGACUAUAUUUUGUUGGCCUCGAUCCAAGACAAAAGAAACCGGUUGUUUGGAAAAAUCAUGACAGAAAUGCGACUCGGGUUUUAUCACACGUAUAGCUUAUUGAGUGUCUCGUUUUCGUUAUGCUAUGAGCUAUGUAAAUUGGCUAAAUUGGAAAAAGAAGAUUUAUGUCUUAUUACUACAGAGAUGGUCAACCACUUUCUAGACCUUGUGGAAUCGACGCGGGGGGACAACGAAGAAUCGUUUAAUUAUGAUGUCAUCCGGUACAUGAUGGUGUUGAAUGAACAAUACAUGAUGUCUGGGAUGGAAGAGAAUUUGGUUCUGGAUGUAUUAUCGCAACGUAUAGGCACAUCAGACACGUUUAGUGCUAAUUUGUUAUUCAUGUUGAACAGAUCAAAUGAUAUGUGUGUACAGAUGUUGAUAUUGAAAUUACUGUAUGGUAUCUUUACAAGGCCUUGUUUGUAUGAAUAUUUCUAUACCAAUGAUCUGUACGUUUUGGUGGAUAUUGUCUUGAGAGAGUUAUGUGAUCUAGGUGACACGAAGGAAGCACAGACGGUAAGUGGGUUUUGUACACCGCCCCCCGACAUGAUAUCAUUUUUUUUUUUUCUGCUCUCCAGCUGAUACUCCUCCCAUGGGAUUGCGCCAGUUACGUGAUGCGUAUCUUCGCGUCUUUGAACCUUUAUUAGAAAAUACCCAAUUACGACUACGGCCUUACAAGAAAAAGGAAACGCACACGAUUUUGACCAAGUUACUUAAUCCUGGCAUGCAACGUAAAGUAGGUUCUACGACGAAGCGUAUUGUCAACAGGAUUCUUCACGAUUGGUGGGAACAAAGUCAGACAUUAGAGUCCCCUCAGGUAUUGUCACGUACUGGUUCUACAGUCUCCUCCUCCUCCUCCUCCUUUU